AUGGUGCGACCCCUGCUCACAUUUAUCGAUGCUGGGCCCCUUGAAGAGGCCCAAGCGCAGCGAAUGCGCCGGGAGAUCAGGUCGCACGUCGCCCGAGUUGUUGUGUCCCGCCAUCAGUCUUGUCGCUCAACUCAACGGCCACCGCACAAAAAGCGCCGCGGCGAGCUGAAUCCUACAUGGGAUCUUUGUCUCGACUCGCUCGUCGACCCCUCAGCCAGCCAGAAAGAAGAAAGCGAGGAACAAUCAGAAGACAGGGUGCCGUCUCCUCCGCCUGUCCCCGCGACAGCGAGCAAUGACCGACUCCUCCUGGCUGGACCAUCUGCAGCGAGCAUGAUUCCGGCUUCAAAGAGUCCAAUCUACCAUCAUCCUCUUGUUUCCGUAGUGCUGGAAAAUUACCUGAAGCAUCUGGCCGUGGCCGUGCCCGAGCUAGAUGGAGACAGUCGGUCUGUUCUCCUGCAGACCUCGUGGUUCCCCAUGGUUCUCAGCUCGCCGAUCAUAUUCCAAGUCAUCGUCUUGUUCUCGGCGUCUCAUUAUGCGGCGAGGCAGAAUGACAUGACUCUGGCCGAGACGAUCCUGUUCCUUAAACAAUGCGCCAUUUCGGGCAUCGCGCAGGCCCUAUCACCGGCCUCGAAGAAGGGCAUGGUCUAUCGGGACGAGAUCAUCGCCGCUGUCGCCAAGAUGGCCAGCUACGAAGCCAUAUUCGGGGACGAGGGCGCAUAUCACUGUCACAUGGACGCCGUGAAACGCAUGUUGGAAGAAAGAGGCGGACUGGCCGCUCUAGGCCUGGAAGGGUUCCUGUCUCGGCUCCUGGUUUUUAUUGAUACCAACUCGGCAUUCCUCCUCAACGCCCCGUUACAUCUUAACGGUUCGUCUCUGCCCAAAUUGGCCAAUCAAUUUAUCAUGCCGAAUCCCAGUCGUUUUGUCGGCGAGGUAUAA
Messenger RNA from Fonsecaea pedrosoi CBS 271.37, 936 nucleotides. RefSeq lists its product as uncharacterized. The record is from RefSeq and is a predicted model, not a curated record. The coding region runs from base 1 to 936 and encodes 311 amino acids. The transcript has 2 exons. NCBI's taxonomy places the organism in Eukaryota, Fungi, Ascomycota, Eurotiomycetes, Chaetothyriales, Herpotrichiellaceae.